Messenger RNA from Hyaena hyaena (striped hyena), 4988 nucleotides. RefSeq names its product CREB regulated transcription coactivator 3 (gene CRTC3). Gene Ontology annotation, molecular function: cAMP response element binding protein binding. The record is from RefSeq and is a predicted model, not a curated record. Gene Ontology annotation, biological process: positive regulation of transcription by RNA polymerase II; protein homotetramerization. Lineage: Eukaryota; Metazoa; Chordata; Mammalia; Carnivora; Hyaenidae. The coding region runs from base 99 to 1958 and encodes 619 amino acids. The transcript has 15 exons. Gene Ontology annotation, cellular component: nucleus; cytoplasm.
CUCGGGCGGCCUGCGGACGGACGCGCGGGCCGAGGCGCCGGCCCCGCGCCCGCCGUCUCCCCCCCCCACCCCCUCCCGCCGGGUCCCGGGCCCGCGCCAUGGCCGCCUCGCCGGGCUCCGGCAGCGCCAACCCGCGGAAGUUCAGUGAGAAGAUCGCGCUGCACACGCAGCGGCAGGCCGAGGAGACGCGGGCCUUCGAGCAGCUCAUGACCGACCUCACCCUGUCGCGGGUCCAAUUCCAGAAGCUUCAGCAGCUCCGCCUUACACAGUACCAUGGAGGAUCCCUACCAAACGUGAGCCAGCUACGGAGCAGUGCACCGGAGUUCCAGCCGUCCCUGCACCAGGCUGAUAGCACGCGCGGGACCCGCCACCACGGGCUGGUGGAGAGGCCCGCCAGGACCCGCUUCCACCCGCUCCACCGACGGCCUGGGGACAAGCCAGGACGACCCUUUGAUGGUAGUCCUCUCGGAGCCAGUUACUCCCCACAGCCUCUGGAUGAGAGUUGGCCAAGGCAGCAGCAUCUUUGGAAAGAAGAAAAGCACCCUGGGUUCAGGCUGACCUCUGCACUUAACAGGACCAAUUCUGAUUCUGCCCUUCACACGAGUGCUCUGAGUGCCAAGCCCCAGGACCCCUAUGGAGGAGGGGGCCAGUCGGCCUGGCCUGCCCCAUAUAUGGGUUUCUGUGACGGUGAGAACGAUGUACACGGGGAAGUGCUGUCUUUCCCUGGCCCACUGAAGGAAGAGAGCCUGCUAAAUGUCCCCAAGCCACUGCCCAAACAGCUGUGGGAGACCAAGGAGAUUCAGUCCCUGUCAGGGCGCCCUCGGUCCUGUGAUGUUGGAAGCGGCAGUGCUUUUCCACAUAAUGGUCAAAACAUAGGCCUCUCACCCUUCCUGGGGACCCUGAAUACCGGGGGGUCACUGCCAGACCUAACCAACCUCCACUAUUCCCCGCCUGUGCCAGCCUCGCUGGACACCAAUGACCACAUCUUCGGUAGUAUGAGCGUGGGGAAUAGUGUGGGGAGCCUGCCAGCCGCCAUGACUCACCUGGGCCUCAGAAGCUCUUCCGGCCUCCAGGGCUCUCGGAGCAACCCCUCCAUCCAGGCCGCACUCAGCAAGACUGCACUUUCAUCCUCCGCCAACAGCCACCCACAGACACCAGCCCCCAGCGCCUCGGCCCUGCACCCCUCCCUGCGGCUCUUCUCCCUCAGCAACCCGUCUCUCUCCACCACGGCCCUGAGCGGCCCCGCGCGGCGGCGGCAGCCCCCGGUCAGCCCCCUGACGCUGUCCCCGGGCCCCGAAGCGCAUCAGGGUUUCUGCAGACAGCUGUCGGCCAGCAGCCCUCCCAACCCCUAUCCUGCCGCCCAGAUGGUGUCCUCAGAUCGAAGCCCACUCUCCUUCCUGCCCACGGAAGCUCAAAGCCAGGUGUCCCCGCCGCCCCCUUACCCCACCCCCCAGGAGCUCCCCCAGCCCCUCCUGCAGCAGCCUCGUGCCCAGGAGCCACCCACUCAGCAGCCCCAGGUGGCCCCCUCCCUGCCUCCCUCCGGCUUCCAGCUCCUUACCGCCCAGGGUUCACCUGUGACCAGCUUCUUCCCCGAUGUGAGCUUUGACCAGCAGUCCAUGAGGCCAGGCCCGGCCUUUCCUCAACAGGUGCCCCUGGAGGAACAGGGUCCGCGAGAACCACAGGACGCGUUUCACUUGAGACCAAACCUGUAUUCCAACUGCGGGAAUUUCCCCAACCCCAUCCUGACAGAAGACUCAAGUGCCAGCCUGUUCAAAGACCUCAGCAGUGCGCUGGCGGGCACCCCCGAGGUCCGCCUGCACACGGACACUCCGUUUCCUCUGGAAGAAGAGCUCCAGAUCGAACCCCUGAGCCUGGACGGACUCAACAUGUUAAGUGACUCCAGCAUGGGCCUGCUCGACCCCUCUGUUGAAGAGACGUUUCGGGCUGACCGACUGUGAACAGAACAGACCAGGACCAGGAGAAUUUCUCUCUGAAGGAGCCGAAAUAGGACGGCACAGAAUGGAGCCAGCUACCCCCCUCCCCCCACCGGGCUUGCGUUAUCUCGGGCUUCUGACACGGAAGGAGCCAGUUUUGUGACUUCUGGCUUUGCGUCUCCUACGCAGUGGCUUGUUCUAGACCAGAGAGCCGUGCACGGCCUCUCAGGCCUGUGGCGAGGGUUAUGCUCUGCAGGCCUGCGCCCUGGGGCCUCCAACGACUCGGUCAUGACCAUGACCAGCGCCUCUCCUUCUCUGCCCUCUAGUCGGUCCACAUGUACAAGUAGAAAAGAACCCUGUGACCGGGGGGGCGGUCGCCUGGUGCUGUGCCCAGAACCACUGAUGUCAGUCGACACUGAAGAACAGCCCGGAGCGGUGGCGGCUAGGGGCCAAGGGCCUUCAGGAGCUGGCUCAGCUGCGAGCGACGGCACCACAGCGCCGCGAUGCCACCCCCGCCCUCGCCUUCCGGCCAAGCACCUGCCAGCCGGUGGCGGCCGGUCCCGGGACACGGCAGACGGCCAUCAUCUCGGAGAUGCCUUAAUUCCAAUAUGAAGAAUUCUUCCCAGGAUUUCAAGCACAGACCCGAGUUUCACAAACUGAAUGCUCAUUUGUCUUCUCCAAGUAUGUAAUCUCCUUUCUGCUGCUUCGGGACACCUUCUCCUGUGGACGAGGGGGAAAGGGAGGACUAUUUUAUUCAGUCACUGAAAACAAACAAAAAUCCCCUGGUAAUGGACGAGCCCGAAAAGAGGAAGGUGCUUCCUCUUGACGGCUGAGGUGGAAAGCGAGGAGGGCGAGACAUGCAAUGUCUUCCAGACGAGCUCCAGACAGGCGCCGGCCUCCCCCUCCGCAGGAGGGAGCGGCUGGAGGUGUGAGCAGCGGGGAUGGGGGGUGGGGGGGUUCUGUGUGCCGAGGGGGUGUGAACGUAGCCCCGCUAGGCCGUAAGCGCCCCGAGUGCGGGGACCGUGCCUUAUUCAUUAUGAGACCCCUAGUUCCUAACAAGGGCCAGCACUCCGUAGGUGCUGCGUAACUGCGCAUUGAAUGCACAAACGACUGAACGGAGGAAUGAAUGAAUCUGCCUUGCCGCGAGGCAGUCUAAUCUUCCGCGUGUCCCCCUUCCCUGCAAAACCUCAGAGCUUUAGCUUUUUGGGGAACACUUGUGCCUGUGCAGCGUGCACUUUAAUAUGCUUUUAACACUAGGUGACCAAAUCCACGAUGAGACCGCGCGCCCCAGUCUCCUCGAGGGUGUGCACCGCAGCAGGUGGGCAGAGCCUAUCUCCUGAGCGCCACCGAAACUGGGGCUUCCCAUGCACUGGGACCUCGGGGAGCCCGGCAUCGUUAGUCGUUAGUACCUUAGCAUAAAGUAGCAUUAGUGGGUUUCCACCACUGCCGGCCUCCUGACCCAGCCCCUGGCCACCCACCUGACGGGUGGGCUUGAAGAGCACCUCUGGGGACAGGCCUGGGCAAUGGGGCAGAACGUGGGCAUGGCAGGAGGGGCAGGGAGGGGAGAUGAAAGACGCUGGAGCGUUUGCCGGGAGAGCCACGGCCUUCCAGGAGACGCCCGCAGAGUCGAUGAAGAUCGCCCAACUGCUCCCACCCGCGGCAGCACGGCCGCCCCACGACGAGAGGCGUCUGAAAUGGGAUCCUGGGCUGUUAACCUCUGCAGACCUCAUCCCGUUUCUGUUUCUAGAAGGAUCGCCUCACCUGCUGUCUUUCAAAUAACCCGAUGGCACAGCUCCCUCUGUGGGGCCCGAGUCCCCUGCUUCACGUUAGCGCUGAAUCCUGCCGUUGAAUUAGGUAGUGCACCAGGGUCCCUGCCCGAGCUCCAGGCCCCCUUCCCAGUCAAAUUGGGAUCCCCAGGGUCUCAGGAGGUGGGUGACUCUUUGUGAAAGCACGAGCCCUUUCCCUGUGAUGCUCCACAGUCCCCAGCGUGCCGGAGAAGCCGGCUCCAUGCUGCCUGCCCUGUGCCACAGGCCCCCCGAACUCUGACCUGGCCUCUCAGACGGGGAUUGGGGAUUGGUACCCAUGUUAGGAGUUUGGUUUUUAGAUUUUGGUUUUUUUUUUAGGUACCAGCAUCACCCACUCUUGGCAUAGUGCCUUACCUGUGGGGCUGGGGGCCCCAGCCCUCUGUCUGCAUGGCAGUCCUGCCUUAUAGCGGGGUGCCCGGGACCCCCUUGGUGCCAAUCUGCCGUCCCUGGGGCACUCUCCCUGUGACUGGUGCAGACAGAGGCUCCCGGCAAAAGUGACUAGUCUGAGGAGCAUAAUGAUGACAGUAAGGGUUAGCACUGAACUAAAUUUGUCCUUCGGUCCACCAGCCCAGCCUUUUCCCAUGAAAAGGUUUUGGGCAUUCUACAACUCACUUGCUUAGUGAGCAUCAAGGACACCCACGGGCAGGUGUUGCUCUGACCUUCCGCGCGUCAGCCCGCACUCAUCGCUGCCUUUGCAACAAGCCAGGCGAGGCCCUCGGCAUCUGAAGUGGCUGCGUACGUCAGAUUGAACUAUCUUCCAAUAUUUAGUCUCGUUACAGGAACCCGAUGGCUGUACUCUUCUCAUUUAUUAGCAGUUAAACAGUGUAGAGCUAAAAACCUAUCUGUGUUCCAUUUUUUUUUCUUUCCAUUACGGUUCUGGUUUCUAGGACACACGGUGUUAGGAGAAACAGUUUUUGAUCACGGCAAGACCAACAUGAAUUCUCCUUUGUCCGAUCUCACGUCUCCCAAGUCUACUGUAUAUUAGCCGAGCUGAAGCCUUGCGUGCCAGCCCUUCACACAUUCGAAGACCUUUCCGGCUCCGCCUCCGGCUGGCUCUGCCAUGCAGACCGUGCCGUUGCUUGGCAAAGGAGCCCUCACAGCAACUAAUCAGACUUCCUGCCAGUGUCCUAACUCCCAGGUCCCUUGUUAAACAAUAUUUAAAGAUUGGAAUUUGUAUAAAGUAGCUUCCAAGUUUUAUAAUACGUCGUUUUACAUCUUUCGUAAUUAAAAGCAGCACAAUAAGGUUGUA